AGGAGUGAGAGUGCUGAGCCUGGGCUGAGCACACCAUGGGGGCAAACACCUCCAGCAAGUCACCACCCUUUGAUGGGAAUGAGGAAGUUACCUUCGACCAUUUUGAGAUUUUGCGAGCUAUUGGGAAGGGCAGCUUUGGAAAAGUCUGCGUGGUGCAAAAGACUGACACCAAGAAGAUGUACGCCAUGAAAUACGUGAACAAACAGAAGUGUGUGGAGCGUAAUGAAGUGAGAAAUGUUUUCAAGGAGCUGCAGAUUAUGCAGGGCCUGGAACACCCUUUCUUGGUUAAUUUAUGGUACUCAUUCCAGGAUGAAGAGGAUAUGUUCAUGGUGGUCGACCUGCUGCUCGGAGGGGACCUGCGCUACCACCUCCAACAGAAUGUGCGGUUCCAGGAGGGAACUGUGAAACUCUUCAUCUGUGAGCUGGUGCUGGCCCUUGACUACUUGCAGAGCAGGCACAUCAUCCACAGAGAUAUCAAGCCUGACAACAUUUUGCUGGAUGAGCACGGACACGUGCACAUCACUGAUUUCAAUAUUGCCACGAUGCUGACGAAGGACAGCCCUGUCACCACCAUCGCUGGCACGAAGCCCUACAUGGCGCCUGAAAUGUUCAGCUCCACAAAACCCACCAGCUACUCCUUUGCCGUGGACUGGUGGUCGCUGGGAGUCACUGCCUACGAGCUGCUCAGAACUCGGAGGCCGUACCACAUUCGGUCCAACACUUCCUCGAGUGAGAUGGCUCACGUGUUCAGGACAGCUGCGGUGGCGUACCCGGCCGCCUGGUGCCCGGACAUGGUGGCGCUGAUCAGGAAGUUGCUCGAGCUGAACCCCAAGAAACGUUUUUCUCAGCUGAAGGACAUCCAGUCCUUCCCGUACCUGUCUGAUGUGAACUGGGAUGCUGUUCUCCAGAAAAGAAUAAUGCCAGAAUUCAUUCCCAUGAAAGGCAGACUGAACUGUGACCCAACCUUUGAACUGGAAGAAAUGAUCCUGGAAUCCAAACCUCUUCACAAAAAAAAAAAGCGCUUGGCUAAGAAGGAGAAAGACACAAGCAAAAGCAAUUCAUCCCAGGUCAGCCACCUCCAGAAGCACCUGGAAAUGCUCCAGAGGGACUUCAUUGUUUUCAACAGAGAAAAGGUAAGACCCCACCAUGACAGCAUCCAAGAGACCAUGACAAAAAGUGGAGGCCCACACAAGGAGGACAAUCAGAACAACAACCUCUGA
This is a messenger RNA of Pyrgilauda ruficollis (rufous-necked snowfinch), 1220 nucleotides long. It is a transcript of the gene STK32A, whose product is annotated as serine/threonine kinase 32A. Bases 36 to 1220 code for a protein of 394 amino acids. Gene Ontology annotation, biological process: G protein-coupled receptor signaling pathway; regulation of signal transduction; protein phosphorylation. The transcript has 12 exons. NCBI's taxonomy places the organism in Eukaryota, Metazoa, Chordata, Aves, Passeriformes, Passeridae. The record is from RefSeq and is a predicted model, not a curated record. Gene Ontology annotation, molecular function: ATP binding; G protein-coupled receptor kinase activity; G protein-coupled receptor binding.